UAACAAAAAAAAAUUGAAGCCUACAGGCUUUUUUUCUCUCAAUUUCAAAAUCCCCUUCCGAACCUAGUCCUAUGAGAGAAAAUCACCAAAGCAAAGCAGCCACAAUCAGCCCCCACCACUAUCGGUGCCGGCGGUGACAACUCGAAGGUCUGCUCUUCUCAUCGCGUCGCCAGAAGGUCGGUUUCGUCGUCUUUGUCCUUGUGUCGUCGAGCUCGGACCUAUCCUCGUCGCGUUCGUCGUCGUUGAGCCCGCGUUCAAGCCAUCUCUCUCUGUCGCUUCUUCCGGUAAGCACUACCUCUUCAAUUUAUUUUUGCUUGUUAUAUACUUUUGUUAAUAAUAUUGAUUGAAUUGCUGGAUUUACUACUUUACUGAUUUUGAGUUGCUGCCUAUUAAGCAAGGUUCUGAAAAUUGGAUCAGACCGGCCAGUUGAACCGGUUUAACGGGGAACUGGCAAGGAAAACGGUCUGGUUCUCUCCCUAAAACCGUUAAACACAAAACCGUUCUAAAACUGUUGAACCGGCCGGGAACCGGGCGGUUGGAUCGAAUCGGAAACCGACCGGUUCUUAGAAACGACGCCGUUUUGCCAUUUAGAACAGAAAAAAACACUCGCACUUCACCCCAAACCCAUUCGUGCUAGCCUAGCCCCAGUCACACUUCACACGAUGUCUCCCUCUCCCUCCUUAGCCACAGUCCUAGCCCCCAACCCAAAAGCCUACCUCUUCCACGGAUCCGCCGCCGCCAUCCGUCGGAGGCGCCUCUUCCUUCCUCCUGUCCGAGGCCGAAACCCCUAGCUCGGCACGUAGUCGCGUCGUCUUCUUGCUCGAGUUCGAACUGCAAGCCGUGAUCUCGCCGUCGUCGUCCUUCUCGUCGGCGUUGUCUUUCUCUCAGUCAAGGUUAGUGAUCCUGACCAUGCAAACACAAAAAAUUGAUUGCUUUAAAGUAGAAGCUUUGGGAAGACCUGUCCCUUUUCAGUUGUAUGUGAAUCCUGGAGAGGAUGUGAAAGCGAAGCUAGUGAAACUCUUUAAAUCAAUCAGUCAUUCCUGCUGUAUCAUUUCAGCUUCUGGACAUAUAUCAACAGCAGAAUUCAGCAACCUGAACUCAAAUAAUUCUGAUACAUAUGAGGGACACUUUGAGAUUCUCUCCUUGACCGGGAACUGUUGGGGUCAAGAAGAUGGUGCAUCUUGGUGGCUGAACGUCAUGCUAGCUGGGCCUAAUAGGAUGGCGUUUGGUAGCAUCUUCAUCGACAGAUUGAUAGCUGCUGACACCGUAGUUCUUCUUAUGAUGAGUUUAAAGAAAGAAAAUGAAGAGAACACCGAUGAAGCUGAAAUUUCUGAGGAAAAGAGCACCAAGAAAAAUGAUGAAGCUGAAACUUAUGAGGAAAAGAGCGCCAAGGAAAAGAAGAAGAAAAAGAAGAAGAAUAAGAAGAAAAAGAAGAUGGCCACCUCUACAACUGGUGGUCUCUUUGAUUUUUUUUGGACCUGGUGGUCAAAGGGAAAAUAGUUCCAAUGCCCUCUGUUAAUUUUCUCAAAUGUUUUCCAUUUAUGAUUUGAACUAUGCUUAUUACAUUGAUAAUUCAGUUUUUCUUUUCUUU
Arachis stenosperma is the source of this 1591-nucleotide messenger RNA. RefSeq names its product AT-hook motif nuclear-localized protein 3-like. The record is from RefSeq and is a predicted model, not a curated record. Bases 910 to 1500 code for a protein of 196 amino acids. The transcript has 6 exons. Lineage: Eukaryota; Viridiplantae; Streptophyta; Magnoliopsida; Fabales; Fabaceae. Gene Ontology annotation, molecular function: minor groove of adenine-thymine-rich DNA binding.